UAAUAUAAAAAAAUAUUAAAAAAAGAAAAGGAAAGGAAAGCGUAGAGGAUCUGACAGCCUUUUCAAGCUUCUCUCUUUAUCUCAAACGGACAGGCACAAGGAGAGAGGGCGAGAGAGAGAGAGGGCCAACGGAGUUGUCGAUAAAUGACGGAUUCCAAAACAUGAGUGAGCUCGAUUUAAGGAACAUGUUGAGGUCCGUGUCCCUCUUAGCUACAAUUUCCAACAAGCCACAUCGAAUAUAGGUUGGUUAAGAAAGAAAGAGAGUGAGCGAGUGACGAGGGAGUAGUGAGCGAGUGAGGUUUUUUUAGAGAGGUAAAAACAAGAAAAACAUACAAAUGGGAAGAUCCACUUCCUGUUUGAAAAUAAUCACCUGCGGUAGCGAUUCUGCUGACAGAGAUGAUCUUCAACUCCCUGAGAGCAAUGGUUCAAGUGACAAGCGCGGAUGGAGUUUCCGGAAGAAAUCUGCCCGCCAUCGAGUUCUCAGCAACACUAUCAUUUCAGAAACCACCCCUUCUUCUGUGAACAAGGAGAGUCCAGAACCCGCAAAUCUAAACUUCCAGCCACCAGACAUCCCUACUGCUCCAGAAAAAAAUGCUGUGAUACAAUGCACUGAUGAGAAACCACAGUUGUCUGAGAAACCACAGCUGCCAGACAAGCUGCAACUGUCGGAGAAACCACUGUCUGCUUCAACAGACCAGGAAGUAGCUGAGACCAUUGUUUUCACCAAGGAUGAGAAUGAAGUUGAUGAUCGUGUGGAAGAGUCUGUUGUUAUUGUCAUACAGGCUGCUGUCAGGGGGGUUUUGGCUCAAAAAGAACUCCUCAAGCUUAAGAAUGUUGUUAAGUUGCAAGCUGCCGUACGUGGCUACCUUGUCCGGCAGCAUGCCAUUGGAACCCUACGUUGUGUUCAGGCCAUUGUUAAAAUGCAAGCUCUUGUUCGUGCUCGCCGUGCUCGUUUGUCACUAAAGAGCUCAUAUGUAGAAAACGAGGUUGGUGGGAAGCAUGGCAAACCUAUAUCCAUGACCUCGGAGAAGGAAAGCUCAGUAAUCAAACCAAAUGGCAUUGAGAAACUGGUCGGCAAUAGCUUCGCUCGUCAGUUGAUGGAAUCGACACCAAAGACCAAGCCUAUCCACAUCAAGUGUGAUUCGUCUAAGCGUAAUUCUGCAUGGAACUGGUUGGAGAGGUGGAUGUCUGUUUCAUCAGUGGAACCAACACCCAAACCAGAGUUUAUAACUGAACAACUAGAAAUAGAGAAGAGGGAGAAUUUUACCUCUUCUGCGCAAACUAGAGUCCCACCUGAAGAAUUCUGCGAGUCGGAAGAUUCAAAUUCCAUUAUCAAGGAAGUUGCUCUGCCAUCUGAAAGUGAAGAGAGUCUGAAAAAAUCAGAUGCGUUUGACUUCAAGUUUCAGGCGUGCCAUCCAAACUCUCCUUUACCAGGAGAUAUUUUGGAGCAGCCUCAACCUGAGACGAGUAAUAAAUCGGAUGCAGAAGAAACCUCAAUAACAACUCUAAAUUCUCUUCCAAAUCAAACUAUAGAAUCUGAAGUAAAUUCUAAAAGGGUGACCAAUUCUCUUCCUCAUAAGCUAGAAUUAGAUGGUGAACAACCUGAUCAAGCCAAACGUUCUAUGAAAAGGGGAGCCUCUGAACAAUUGGAGACUGAAGGAAAGAAAUUCGUGUAUGGAUCAAGGAAGGCAAGCAAUCCUGCAUUCAUUGCUGCCCAGACAAAAUUCGAGGGGCUGAGUUCAACAGCCAGUUUGAGUAAAUCAUUCAGUUCCUCGCAUCAAGAUAGUGGAGUUGAAUCAAACACGGAAAUAUCUGGGAUAGAUACAGAAUCAAGGACCAAGGAGCUUGACAUGGCAGAAAACUCAGUCCCUCAUAAUUCAAGGGUUCAAUACGUUGGCUCUGAAUGUGGCACUGAACUUUCUGUUACCUCCACACUUGAUUCACCUGAUGUAUUUGAAGUUGGAGCUGCAGAACUUGAGCAUGAAACCAAGGUUUCAGGGGAAGAAACCCGUAAUCCUAACAGUACAAAAGAAUUAGGUGUAGAAGAUAAAGAUUCAUCUAUGGAUCCAGUUUCAACUUCGUCUCGCUUGGAUCAGCCUGAGAAACUUGGGGAUGUCAAAGGUGAAUCAGCGAAUACAAUUGUUGUUGCAGAUUCUGCACAGGAGGAGAUGAAUCCAGAGAAAAGUGUAUCUGAUGUCAAGAGAGAACUGAACUCGGAGGCUGUUGGUCUAGCAUAUAGAUCAUCCCCAGAAGCUUCUCCCAGAAGCCAUGCAACUGUUCCAGAGUCCCAAGGAACACCUUCAAGUCAGUUAUCUGUGAAAGCUAAAAAGAGCAGGGCUGACAAAAGCAGUUCAAGCCAAAAACGCAAGUCUUUAUCAGCAAGUAAGAGAUCUCCAUCGAACCCAAAUCAUGAUUCUGGUGCAGGGACUAGUGUGGAACAAUUGUCCAAAGAUCAAAAGAAUGGGAAGAGGCGGAAUUCAUUUGGUUCCACAAAACCUGACAGCACUGAUCAAGAGCCAAGAGACAGCAGCAGCAGCAGUUCUAUCCCUCAUUUCAUGCAAGCCACGGAAUCAGCAAGAGCCAAACUCAACGCAAAUAACUCACCAAGAUCCAGCCCAGAUGUGCAGGACAGAGAUUUCAUCAAGAAGAGGCAGUCCUUACCUGGUGCAAAUGGAAGGCAGGGUUCUCCACGCAUCCAGCGGUCAAAGUCUCAGGCACAGCAGGGUGCAAAGGGAAAUGAUAGUCACAUUGUUCAUGAGAAAAAGUGGCAGAGGUGAACAAAAUGAAAGUGUGAAAUGCGCACAGUGGUGUUUUACCUGCCAUGGGAAAUCUAGAGUUGAUUGUUGAUCCACAAGACGGCUUGUUAUCAUGUUUUAUACAAUUUUUCUGCAACUGGAUGGCGCUUUAGUUAUAUGCACACUGGGAGUUUGGUAGGAGGAGAUACAUAUAGAGCCGAGUAAGGACUCCUUGUAUAUUACUGGAACCCAAAAAAAAUUAUAUUAUUUUCUCAAACUCUCCAUUGUGGAGGUAUGGUCUGUGUGUCUGUUCACCGUUAUUUUGUGUGAUACUGUUGAGGCUUGUUAAACAUGUCGUGGGAUGUGUAUCUGGAGUUUGAGACAUUAACAAUGACGUGGGAGCUUUCCAAAGGCCACCACUGGUUUUUUCAAUAAAGAUUUUAUUUCUUCAGCAGA
This is a messenger RNA of Populus euphratica (Euphrates poplar), 3191 nucleotides long. RefSeq names its product protein IQ-DOMAIN 32-like. NCBI's taxonomy places the organism in Eukaryota, Viridiplantae, Streptophyta, Magnoliopsida, Malpighiales, Salicaceae. Bases 336 to 2777 code for a protein of 813 amino acids. Gene Ontology annotation, molecular function: protein binding. The transcript is spliced from 8 exons. The record is from RefSeq and is a predicted model, not a curated record.